Molecule: messenger RNA, 7960 nt
Organism: Odocoileus virginianus texanus
Lineage: Eukaryota; Metazoa; Chordata; Mammalia; Artiodactyla; Cervidae
Source: RefSeq, a predicted model, not a curated record
UUCUACUGCCUGAAAAAUGUGAUAAUGAUGGAUUUUCUUAUCAUUUUCCUUUUACUUUUUAUUGGAACUUCAGAGACACAGGCUGAUGUUUCUAAUGCUGUUCCUGGUACACGGUAUGACGUAACCAUCUCUUCCAUUUCUGCUACAACAUAUAGCUCACCUGUUAGUAGAACAGUGACAACAAAUGUGACAAAACCGGGGCCUCCAGUCUUCCUGGCAGGGGAAAGAGUCGGAUCUGCUGGGAUUCUUCUGUCUUGGAAUACACCACCUAAUCCAAAUGGGAGAAUUAUAUCUUACAUUGUAAAAUAUAAGGAAGUUUGUCCAUGGAUGCAGGCAACGUAUACACAAGUUAGAACAAAACCAGACAGUCUGGAAGUUCUUCUUACUAAUCUUAAUCCUGGAACAACUUAUGAAAUCAAGGUUGCUGCAGAAAACAGUGCUGGCAUUGGAGUGUUUAGUGACCCAUUUCUCUUCCAAACUGCAGAAAGUGCUCCAGGAAAAGUGGUGAAUCUCACUGUCGAGGCCUUUAACUAUUCAGCAGUAAACCUGAUUUGGUAUUUACCUCGGCAACCAAAUGGCAAAAUUACCAGCUUCAAGAUUAGUGUUAAACAUGCCAGAAGUGGGAUAGUGGUGAAGGAUGUUUCAAUCAGAGUAGAGGACAUUUUGACUGGGAAGCUGCCAGAAUGUAAUGAGAAUAAUGAAUCUUUUUUAUGGAGUACAACCAGCCCUUCGCCAACCCUGGGGAGAGUCACGCCUCCAUCUCGUACAACGUAUUCAUCUAGCACGUUGUCACGGAGUAAGAUUAGCUCUGUGUGGAAAGAGCCUAUCAGUUUUGUAGUGACACGUUUGAGACCUUAUACGACGUAUCUUUUUGAAGUUUCUGCUGUUACAACUGAAGCAGGUUAUAUUGAUAGUACGAUUGUCAGAACACCGGAAUCAGUGCCUGAGGGACCACCACGAAACUGUAUAACAAGCAACAUCACAGGGAAGGCCUUUGCAAUAUCAUGGGACCCACCAACUGUAGUAACAGGAAAAUUUAGUUACAGAGUUGAAUUAUAUGGACCAUCAGUUCCAGGUGCAGUAUUUGAUUUGCAGGUUGCAGAAGUAGAAGCCACAGAAAUAAGAAUUACUUGGAAGAAACCACGACAACCAAAUGGAAUUAUUAACCAAUAUCGAGUGAAAGUGUUAGUUUCCCAGACAAGAGUGCUUUUAGAAGAUACUCUGCUCAUUGGAAAAGAUGAGGUGCAGUAUAUAAACCCCAUGGCUCCAGAAACUGUGAGCAUAGUAGAGUCAAUGGCAGGAUUAUUUGAGGGCUCAGCAGAGAUGUCUUCUGACCUGUACUCACUUGCUUCAGUUAUAUACAACAGUCAUCCACAUAAUUACUUUCCUGUGAAGGGCAGAGCUGAAGACCAGCCUUCAACAUUUGGAACUUCAAGGAAUCAGUAUAUCACUGACAUUGCUGCUCAACAGCUGUCCUACGUUAUCAGGAGACUUGUACCUUUCACUGAGCACAUGAUUAGUGUAUCUGCUUUCACCAUCAUGGGAGAAGGACCACCAACGGUCCUCAAUGUUAGGACACUUGAGCAAGUGCCAAGCUCCAUUCAAGUUAUAAACUAUAAAAAUAUUAGUUCUUCAUCUAUUUUGUUAUAUUGGGAUCCUCCAGAAUAUCCUAAUGGAAAAAUAACUCAUUAUACAAUUUAUGCAAUGGAACUGGAUACAAACAGAGCAUUCCAGAUGACUACUAUAGAUAACAACUUUCUCAUAACAGGGUUAAAGAAAUACACAAAAUAUAAAAUGAGAGUGGCUGCCUCAACCACUGUUGGAGAAAGUUCUUUGUCCGAAGCAAAUGACAUCUUUGUGAGAACUCCAGAAGAUGAACCAGAAUCGUCACCUCAAGAUGUUGAAGUUACCGAUGUUACUGCUAGUGAAAUAAGUUUGAAGUGGUCACCACCUCAGAAACCCAAUGGGAUUAUUGUUGCCUAUGAAGUGCUCUAUAGAAAUGUAAAUACCUUAUUCAUGAAGAACACCUCAACAACAGACAUAAUUUUAGGGGCGUUAAAACCUUACACCCUCUAUAACAUUUCUGUAAGGUCGUAUACCAGAUUUGGCCAUGGUGAUCAAUUAUCUUCUAUACUUUCUGUGAGGACUUCUGAGACUGUGCCUGAUAGUGCACCAGAAAAUAUUACUUACAAAAAUAUUACCUCUGGAGAGAUUGAGCUGUCAUUUCUACCUCCAAGUAGUCCCAAUGGAAUUAUAAAAACAUAUACAAUUUAUCUAAUGAAAAGUAAUGGAAAUGAGGAAAGAGUGAUAAAUACAACUUCUUUGACUCAGAAUAUUAAAGGACUGAAGAAGUACGCACAGUAUACAAUUGAGGUGUCAGCUAGUACACUCAAAGGUGAAGGAAUUCGGAGUGCACCCAUAAGUGUGCUUACUGAAGAAGAUGCUCCUGAUUCUCCCCCACAAUACUUCUCUGUAAAACAGUUGUCUGGUGUCAUGGUGAAGUUGUCAUGGCAACCACCCCUGGAGCCAAAUGGAAUUAUCCUCUAUUACACAGUUUAUGUCUGGGACAGAUCAUCAUUAAAAACUGUUAAUGUAACUGAAACAUCAUUAGAGUUUUCAGAUUUGGACCACAAUGUUGAAUAUAAUGCUUAUGUAACAGCUAGUACCAGAUUUGGUGAUGGGGAAAAGAGAAGCAAUAUCAUCAACUUCCGAACACCCGAGGGAGCACCAAGUGAUCCUCCCAAAGAUGUUCAUUAUUCAAACCUCAGUUCUUCAUCAAUACUUCUUUUUUGGACACCUCCUUCAAAACCUAAUGGGAUUAUACAGUAUUAUUCCGUUUAUUACAGAAAUACUUCAGGUACUUUCAUUCAGAAUUUUACACUCCAUGAAGUAACCAAUGACUUUGACAAUAUGACCGUAUCUGCAAUAAUAGAUAAAUUGGCAAUAUUCAGCUACUAUACAUUUUGGCUAACUGCAAGUACUUCAGUUGGAAAUGGGAAUAAAAGCAGUGGCAUAGUUCACGUAUACACAGAUCAAGACAUACCUGAAGGAGUUGUUGGAAACCUGACUUACGAGUCCAUUUCGUCAACUGCAAUAAAUGUAAGCUGGGGCCCUCCGUCUCAACCAAAUGGUCUAGUCUUCUACUAUGUUUCUUUGAGCUCACAGCAGACUCCUCGCCACGUGAGACCACCUCUAGUUACAUAUGAGAGAAGCAUGUAUUUUGAUAAUCUGGAAAAAUAUACUGACUAUAUAUUAAAAGUCACUCCAUCAACAGAAAAGGGAUUCUCUGAUACAUAUACUGCCCAACUACACAUCAGAACCGAAGAAGAUGUCCCAGAAACUUCACCAGUAAUCAACACUUUUAAAAACCUUUCGUCUACCUCAGUUCUUUUAUCAUGGGAUCCCCCAGUAAAACCAAACGGUGCAAUAAUAAGUUAUGAUUUAACUUUACAAGGACCAAGUGAGAAUUAUUCUUUUGUUACUUCUGAUAAUUAUGUAAUACUGGAAGAGCUUUCACCAUUUACAUUAUAUAGUUUUUUUGCUGCAGCAAGAACUGUAAAAGGACUCGGUCCUUCCAGUGUUCUUUUCUUUUACACAGAUGAGUCAGUGCCUUUAGCACCUCCUCAAAAUUUGACUUUAGUCAACUACACUUCAGACCUUGUAUGGCUGAAAUGGAGUCCAAGUCCUGUUCCAGGCGGUAUUGUUAAAAUAUAUAGUUUAAAAAUUCAUGAACAUGAAACUGAUACUAUAUUUUAUAAGAAUAUUUCAGGUUUUCAAACUGAAGCCAAGCUUGUUGGACUGGAACCAGUCAGCACCUAUUCCAUCAGCAUAACUGCCUUUACUAAAGUGGGAAAUGGCAAUCAAUUUAGUAACGUAGUAAAAUUCACAACCCAAGAAUCAGUUCCAGAUGCUGUACAGAACAUAGAGUGUAUGGCAACCAGCUGGCAGUCAGCUUCAGUGAAGUGGGAUCCACCCAAAAAAGCAAACGGAAUAAUUACACAUUAUACGAUAACAGUUGGAAGGAAUGCUACAAACAUCUCUCCCCAAGAUCACAUGUACACAUUCAUGAAACUUCUUGCCAAUACCUCUUAUGCCUUUGAAAUAAGAGCUUCAACCUCAGCUGGUGAAGGUAAUGAGAUGACCUGCAACGUCAGCACGCUGCCUGAGACAGUUCCCAGUGUUCCCAUGAAUAUUGCUUUUUCUGAUGUUCAGUCAACUAGUGCAACAUUGACAUGGAUGAGACCUGACUCUAUCUUUGGCUAUUUCCAAAACUACAAGAUUACCACUCAACUUCGGGCUAAAAAAUGCAGAGAAUGGGACUCUGAAGAAUGUGUUGAACAUCAAAAAAUUCAGUACCUCUAUGAAGCUGACCUAACUGAAGAGACAGUCUAUGAAUUGAAGAAAUUUAGAUGGUAUAGAUUCCAAGUGGCUGCCAGCACCAAUGCUGGCUAUGGCAAUGCUUCAAAUUGGAUAUCUACCCAAACCCUGCCUGGUCCUCCAGAUGGUCCUCCUGAAAAUGUGCAUGUAGUAGCAACAUCACCUUUUAGCAUCAACAUCAGCUGGAGUGAACCUGCUGUCAUUACUGGACCAACCUUCUAUUUGAUAGACGUCAAAUCAGUAGACAGUGAUGAAUUUAAUAUUUCCUUAAUCAAGUCAAAUGAAGAAAAUAAAACCAUAGAAGUUAAAGAUUUGGAAAUCUUCACAAGGUAUUCCGUGGUGAUCACUGCAUUCACUGGAAACCUCAGUGCUGCAUAUGUGGAAGGAAAGUCAAGUGCUGAGAUAAUUGUUACUACUUUAGAAUCAGUCCCUAAGGAUCCACCUAACAACAUGACAUUUCAGAAGAUACCAGAUGAAGUUACAAAAUUUCAGUUAACAUUUCUUCCUCCUUCUCAACCAAAUGGAAAUAUCCAAGUAUAUCAAGCUUUGGUUUAUAGAGAAGAUGAUCCUACUGCUGUCCAGAUUCACAAUCUCAGUAUUAUCCAGAAAACUGACACGUCUGUCAUUGCAGUGUUAGAAGGACUAAAAGGUGGACAUACAUACAACAUCAGUGUUUAUGCGAUCAAUAGUGCUGGUGCAGGGCCAAAGGUUCAAAUGAGAAUAACCAUGGAUAUUAAAGCUCCAGCACGACCAAAAACCAAACCAACCCCUAUUUAUGAUGCCACAGGAAAACUUCUUGUGACUUCAACAACAAUUACAAUCAGAAUGCCCAUAUGUUACUACAAUGAUGAUCAUGGACCAAUCAAAAAUAUACAAGUGCUUGUAGCAGAAGCAGGAGCUCAGCAUGAUGGAAAUGUAACAAAGUGGUAUGAUGCAUAUUUUAAUAAACCAAGGCCAUAUUUUACAAAUGAAGGCUUUCCUAACCCCCCAUGUACAGAGGGAAAGGCAAAGUUUAGUGGCAACGAAGAAAUUUACAUCAUAGGUGCUGAUAAUGCAUGUAUGAUUCCUGGUAAUGAAGACAAAAUCUGCAAUGGACCUCUGAAACCAAAAAAGCAAUACUUAUUUAAAUUUAGAGCCACAAAUGUCAUGGGACAAUUUACUGACUCUGAUUACUCUGAUCCUGUUAAGACUUUAAGUGAAGGACUUUCAGAACGAACUGUAGAGAUUAUACUUUCAGUCACUUUGUGUAUCCUUUCCAUCAUUCUUCUUGGAACAGCUGUUUUUGCGUUUGCAAGAAUUCGACAGAAGCAGAAAGAAGGUGGGACAUAUUCUCCUCGGGAUGCAGAAAUUAUUGACACUAAAUUCAAGCUGGAUCAGCUCAUCACUGUGGCGGACUUGGAACUGAAGGACGAGAGAUUAACGCGGCCGAUAAGCAAGAAAUCCUUCCUGCAACAUGUUGAAGAGCUUUGCACAAACAACAACCUAAAGUUUCAAGAAGAAUUUUCGGAAUUACCAAAAUUUCUUCAGGAUCUAUCUUCAACUGACGCUGAUCUGCCUUGGAACAGAGCAAAAAACCGCUUUCCAAACAUAAAACCAUAUAACAAUAACAGAGUGAAGCUGAUAGCUGAUGCUAGUAUUCCAGGAUCAGAUUAUAUUAAUGCCAGCUAUGUUUCUGGCUAUUUAUGUCCAAAUGAAUUUAUUGCUACUCAAGGUCCAUUACCAGGAACAGUUGGGGACUUUUGGAGAAUGGUGUGGGAAACCAGAGCAAAAACAUUAGUAAUGCUAACACAGUGUUUUGAAAAAGGGCGGACCAGAUGUCAUCAAUAUUGGCCAGAGGACAACAAACCAGUUACUGUCUUUGGAGAUAUAGUGAUUACAAAACUAAUGGAGGAUGUUCAAAUAGACUGGACCAUCAGAGAUCUGAAAAUUGAAAGGCAUGGGGAUUGCAUGACCAUUCGACAGUGCAACUUUACUGCUUGGCCUGAGCAUGGGGUCCCUGAGAACAGCACCCCACUACUUCACUUUGUGAAGCUGGUUCGAGCAAGCAGGGCACAUGAUACCACACCCAUGAUCGUUCACUGCAGUGCUGGAGUUGGAAGAACUGGAGUUUUUAUUGCUCUGGACCACUUAACACAGCAUAUAAAUGAUCAUGAUUUUGUGGAUAUAUAUGGAUUAGUAGCUGAACUGAGAAGUGAAAGAAUGUGUAUGGUACAAAACCUGGCACAGUAUAUCUUUUUACAUCAGUGCGUUCUGGAUCUCUUAUCGAGUAAAGGAAAUAAUCAGCUCAUCUGUUUUGUUAACUAUUCAGCACUUCAGAAGAUGGACUCUCUGGAUGCCAUGGAAGGUGAUGUUGAGCUUGAAUGGGAAGAAACCACCAUGUAAAUAUUCAGACCAAAGAUUACAACUGGAAGAUACUUUCAAACCCCAGGGGCCAAAAUUAUCCCCUUAUUCUUCUGAUUUGAAAUGUACAGCCUUAAGUAAAUCUCUAUGCUGCUCUUACUAAACUUACAUUUUAUGAAUAGUCCUAGGAAAUAACUAAUUCAAAAUAGUUGUCUGUUUUGUACAGAAUAUUAUAAACUUAAAUCGUUUAAGAAGAGAUAUCCCAGAGAUUUCUGAAGCCAUUCUGUAUUUGGGGAACGAGCCAAAUAUAAAAUUAUACUUAAUGCUUCAAUGUGAAUUUUCCAUGCAUAUUGGAUUCAAUCUUGAACAAAAGUUGUAAGUGUUGAUUCAGUAGUGUUAUUUUGGCCUCCAGGGUGUUGACUUUUCUCGUGGAUGACUUCCAGGACUGUCAUAAUGAUCUGUACCUCCAUGUAAGCUCCUGUGUUUUGAAUCCUCUGUUUUAUGAGUGCUGAGAUACCAUCCCAUGAUGUCGAACAGCUGACAGUGCCCCCCUGACACUCCCCGGAUCACUUGGCCUUUAUACAACACACAGUAGCUCUUCGGAUACACUUAGGGCUAUUUCAGUUGCACUGUAAUAUUUAGCUUGAAAAAACAGAAGGGAAAAUUCAACACUGCAAUUGAUCAUAUGAAGUUGUCUGGUACUUUUCUAGCCUGUCUAUAUCUGUAUGUUUUCAGGAACAAGCUGUACCACUAUAUUGUAUGGUUAAAUGUAUCAGUAUUUGUCCACAGAUAUGUAUUCAACCUAAUAACAGUUUUGAAGGAUUUUUUCAGCAGAAAUGUAUGAAAACAGUAAUAAAAAGGUAAUGUGUCUCAAGUUUGAAAACCCAUGAUGUGCUGCUGUGGUGCCAACAGACACUUCUGAAUAGAUUACAUAAAAUGAUCUUUAUUUCAUUUCCUAAGGCUGAUUAUUGAGGAGUAUAUUUGGUGGAACUGAACACACAAAAAAUUAACUAGACCCUAGCAAAUUAGAGAUUUUUUUAAAGAAAAUAACUCACCCUCCUUUUGUUAGAUAGUAACAAUGUGCUAAGUUUUGAACUAUAUGAAAUUAUUGUCAUAGAUUUCAAUUAAGGGUCAUAAAAUAGUAUUAUUUUAUUUCUUCUAUGGUAAGAAUCAUAGUAUGUUUAUUUCUUCUGGAAUAUACAUAUAGAAAAUGUAAUGGCCAAUAAAAUUGAAUUUUAAGGAA